Molecule: messenger RNA, 581 nt
Organism: Gongylonema pulchrum
Lineage: Eukaryota; Metazoa; Nematoda; Chromadorea; Rhabditida; Gongylonematidae
Source: the annotation of a GenBank genome assembly
UUGAAUGCAGUUGUUGUAUUGCAUGGGACUGUUUUAGGUACCAGAUCAUUGCUGCAUUACGAAAAUGGGAAACACUUGGCGCUAGAGCUUGGAGUGACCAGCGAACAGCCUUUAGCCGAAACAUCUACGGAUCUGGGCAGUGGUAGUAAUGCGGUGGUUGGAGUAGUUGCUGCCCCGCAACAAACAGCUACUGCUGAUGGACAUUAUGGCUUAGGCUCCAAUACGGUACAGCCAAGCAGAACAAUUGAAACAUUUUUUCGUUCUUCAAAGCCGGAAGAUCCGCAGGCAUCCCGUUUGUUCAGUUUUCUACAAGUGCUGACCGCUUGUUUUGCUGGUUUCGCGCAUGGUGGCAACGAUGUUAGCAAUGCAAUCGCACCACUCGUGUCACUCUAUGCCAUUUACAAGGAGAAUUCUGUGAUGCAGAAAUCAACAACUCCGGUUUGGCUCCUUCUUUAUGGCGCCUGUGGGAUGUGUGUUGGUCUGUGGCUUCUUGGACAUCGUGUUAUUUAUACGGUCGGCGAAAAUCUCACCAAAAUCACUCCUACAAGGUUUACUAAUGUUUAUAAAAAAACAAGCUAAUU